GCCGGGGAUGGGCUGUUGAGGGGCCGAGGUGGACGUGAGGAGGCCGAGGUCGAGGAGAGGGCGGGCGUGACUUACCUGCCGCCCACGACAAGCGUCGUCGUCAUCGUCGUCGUCGUCUCGUCAGAGAUCGAGCGACGGGGGUGGUCUGGAGGUCGUCGCCGUCCUCGUCUUCGAGCUCGAGGAGGAGGGGGGAGCUGGGUGAGGGGGGUGAGGGAGGAGAUGGACGCGGAGGUGGUGGUGGUGCUUACCGUUGGUGGGCGCGUCCACUCCCCGCCUUCUCCUUGCUUGAGGGCGGCGAUGAUGGGGAUGGUGGCGGGCGAGCGAGUGGUGGCGAGCGAGUGGUGGCGGGCGAGUGGUGGCGGGCGAGUGGUGGCGGGCGAGCACGAUAGCGGCGACGAGGGGGAUCGCGAGGGAGGGAGGGAAAGGGAGAGAGAGAGAGAGGGAAAGGGAGGGGAAGGGCGAAGAUGGGAGGGAGGUGGUGGGAGGGCAUCAAGCGAGGGGGAGGAAGGAAAUGGGAGAGGGAAAGGGAGAAACGCAGUGGAGUUCCAAUACGGAAACUCCACUGGAAACUUCCAGGCCUUCGUCGGCUAUUCUAAGUUCCACCGACGCGUCAUUUAUUUUUCAGUCUCAGAUUCGAUCGGAGCUCAAAUUACGAUGACGCGUCCAUCAUCGUUUCCCUCAGCCCUUUCCUCGCCCCACCUCCUACUCUCUCGCCCUCUCGCCUCCCGUUUCCCACCUCCCCUCGUCUCCUCCCUCCUCGUGUCUGCCCUCGUCGCCGCCCCCUCUCCUCGCGCCUGCCCUUGUCGCCGCGCCCCUUCUCCUCCCUCUCGUCCUCGCGUCCAAGCCGCGCCCCCUCUCCUCCCUCUCCUCGCGUCCAAGCCGCGCCCCAAGCCGCCCUCAAAAGGCAGCUCCCCCCUCCAAGCCCUCCUCAAAAGCAAGCCCGCGACGUGCUUGACGUCAAGCCCGCGUCGAGCCCGCGUCGAGACCACCCUCAACCCUCCCGCUCCCUCUCAAGAACAUCCGGCCGGUGAGCCAUCCCCUCCUCUCGGUCUCUCAGCUCUGCGGGCAGGCUUUGCGCCACCGCACGACGGUCGUCUUCGCGACGCCGUCUCGUCCUAG
This is a messenger RNA of Coniophora puteana RWD-64-598 SS2, 1119 nucleotides long. RefSeq lists its product as uncharacterized. The record is from RefSeq and is a predicted model, not a curated record. NCBI's taxonomy places the organism in Eukaryota, Fungi, Basidiomycota, Agaricomycetes, Boletales, Coniophoraceae. The annotation marks the transcript as partial. The transcript has 3 exons.